Coturnix japonica (Japanese quail) is the source of this 2254-nucleotide messenger RNA. RefSeq names its product SRY-box transcription factor 4 (gene SOX4). Gene Ontology annotation, cellular component: nucleus. Gene Ontology annotation, biological process: positive regulation of transcription by RNA polymerase II; negative regulation of transcription by RNA polymerase II; camera-type eye morphogenesis. Gene Ontology annotation, molecular function: RNA polymerase II cis-regulatory region sequence-specific DNA binding; DNA-binding transcription activator activity, RNA polymerase II-specific. Lineage: Eukaryota; Metazoa; Chordata; Aves; Galliformes; Phasianidae. The record is from RefSeq and is a predicted model, not a curated record.
UGCGCGCGGCGCGGCUCGGCGGGGGGCGGCUCCGCGGGCACCGCGCGCUCUGCGCGCUGCGGGACGGGGCUGAGCUGAGCCGAGCCCGCUCUGCCUGCGGGACGGACGCGUUUUGCACGGGCACCGUUUGCGGCAUCGUCCUUUUUUGCGUGAAUUUUUGCCUCGCUGUUGGGUUCUUUUUUUCCGCCGUGAAUUUUUAAAUCGCUUUACCUUUCUUUUGCUUUUUUUUUUUUUUUUUUUUUUUUUUUUUUUUUUUUUUUUUUUUUUUUUUUUUUUUUUUUAUUUUGAUUCUUUGGGCGCUUUCUCCGCACGGUGCCCCACCGCCGCACGGAGCACCGUCACCACGCGGCCCGCAGCCGGGGGCCGCCUCCCCCCCCAACCCCCCGCAGCCCGGGGCUGCCGGCGGGGCUCGGAGCGGAGCGGCUGCCCUGAGGGGGCGCGGCGUUGAGGGGAGAGCGAGGCGGAGCGGCGCCACCUGAACCAAAUCCCAAGCAAAAAGCAAAAAAAACCUCCCCCCAAAAAAAGAGAAAAGAAAGAAAGAAACAGUUUAAGGACAAAAGCAGAGCCUCACGUUGCGGCGCGGCUCCGGCAGCAAGUCCGCGCGGAGCGGCAGCGCGGCGCGGCCGGGGCCGGGCGCCGCAGUGGAAGCUGCCCCGGGGCCGGCCCGGAGCCCCCCGCAGCCCCGCGCCGCCGAGUCGAGCCCCGCGGCCGCAGCCAUGGUGCAGCAGACGGGCACGGCGGAGAACACGGAGGCGCUGCCCGCCGCCGAGACCUCGGCCGCCGGGGUCGGGCUGGAGCUGGGCAUCGCCUCGUCGCCUACGCCCGGCUCCACCGCCUCGACGGGAGGCAAGGCGGACGACCCGAGCUGGUGCAAGACGCCCAGCGGGCACAUCAAGCGACCGAUGAACGCCUUCAUGGUGUGGUCGCAGAUCGAGCGGCGGAAGAUCAUGGAGCAGUCGCCCGACAUGCACAACGCGGAGAUCUCCAAGCGCCUGGGCAAGCGCUGGAAGCUGCUGAAGGACAGCGAGAAGAUCCCCUUCAUCCGGGAGGCGGAGCGGCUGCGCCUCAAGCACAUGGCGGACUACCCCGACUACAAGUACCGGCCCAGGAAGAAGGUGAAGUCGGGCAACAGCUCUGCCAAGCCCGCGGACAAGGCGGACAGGGCCGCCGGCGGGGGCGGGGGCGGCGCCGGGCCCGGCGGGGGCAGCGCGGGCGGCGGCCCCGGCGGCGGCACGGCCAAACCCGCCCCGAAGAAGGGAGGCGGUGGCGGCGGCCCGCGGCCCUCCCCCGCCGGCCCCAAGCCUCACGGCAAGGCGGCGGCGGGCGGCAAGGCCUCGCCGUCGGGAACCGGCGAGCCGACGGCCGCGCCCCCCCCGCCGCCGCCGCCCGAGCACCAGGCGCUGUACAAGCCGAGGGGCGCGCCGGCGGCGCCCGGCAAAGCGGCGGCCGAGAGGAAGCUGAAGCGCGUUUACAUCUUCGGCGGCGGAGGGCCGGCGGCGGCCGCCUCGGGCUCGCCCGGCGGCGCCGUGCCCGGCAGCCCCACGCUGAGUAGCGCGGCCGAGGCCGGCGACCCGCUGAGCCUGUACGAGGAGGCGGGCGGCGCGGCGCGACCCGACGGGGACUGCCCCUCGCCGCCGGGCGCCCGUUCGCCCGCCGAGCACCGCGGCUACGCCGGCCCGAGAGCCGCUUCGCCCGCCCCCUCCACGGCGCGAUCCUCCUCCGCGUCCUCCCACUCGUCCUCCGCCUCCUCGGCCGGCUCCUCGUCGUCGGACGACGAGUUCGAGGACGACCUCUUGGACCUGAACCCCAGCCCCGGCUUCGAGAGCAUGUCCCUCGGCGGCUUCGGCUCCUCCGCGCUCGACCGGGACCUGGAUUUUAACUUGGAGCCCGGCUCGGGCUCGCACUUUGAGUUCCCGGACUACUGCACCCCGGAGCUGAGCGAGAUGAUCGCGGGCGACUGGCUGGAAGCCAACUUCUCCGACCUGGUGUUCACGUACUGAGGCGGGGCCGCCCGAGGCCGGCGGCGACCGAAAGGACCGCGGGAGCGCUGCCCGCCGCUGUGCCACCGCCCCGGGACGGACUGAGAAGGGACCGCGGUGCCGCGCGGAGCUCCCGCGGGGAUUCGUCCUCGCCCUCUGCUGCGAUAGAGCGACCAGAACUGCUUUGAAAGGAAACGAGGAUCGGCUGAACCCUCCCCCGCCCCGCACUGCUCGCUCCGGGGGCUGAGGUGCCGUCGCGGGGCCCGAAAACACGA